This is a messenger RNA of Cladocopium goreaui, 1295 nucleotides long. The record is from the annotation of a GenBank genome assembly. NCBI's taxonomy places the organism in Eukaryota, Dinophyceae, Suessiales, Symbiodiniaceae.
GUAGGCCCUUGGACUGUGGGUGUGGCAAUUCUACUCAGACGAUGAGAGACUGAGACAUUCUGUGAUGUGUUGACAAAUCCUCGCUGCCUCCUCUGUGUAAGCGUGGGUUCUGUUUUUUUUUUGGCUCAGCUGCCCGCCUGCAUGAAGAUCGGAGACCUUGGCAUGCACACAGUCCGGCCGAAGACGACGAAGAUCAGUGAUGCCCCAUGGUGGCUGCCUCCACCCAGAGCCCGUCCAAAAUGUGCGUCCAGGCGCACAGUCACUGUGGUUCCGUUUUCCGGAGUGCAGUGGCUGAGACGCAAGGACACCGCCCGAGCUAUGAAGAUGCAUAUGCCAUCACUUCAGAAGAAAAGACAGUCUACUUUUGGAUCUUUGAUGGGCAUCGCGGUGACUGUGCCAGCCGCUUUGCUGCAGAACUCUUCGGAUCUCCUGAAUUCAGCCCGACCAAAGACAAGCUUCCAUCCAACCGCCGCAUUCGCCGAGCCUUUCAAACCGUUGACAACCGGCUUCGAGAUCAUUUGUGCCAAGGAAAACUAGGAAAUGCUGGGAGCACAGCAGUUGGCGCGCUGAUUGCGCACAAGGAGGACGGUACUUUCUCGGCCAAGUUGGUGAAUUGCGGUGAUUCCAGGUGCGUGGUAGUGCGCGCCCCGGAGGAAGAGGAACAGAAUGCUGCUCCGAUACAAGUGAAGUUGCCAGAUUCAUUGAAGUCAUUUUGUGAAGCGCCAGAUGUAGACUGGUCCCAGGAUGCCUCAUGGUUACCUGAGUGGCCAGCAGUUGUGGAGACAAUCGAUCACAAACCAAGUCUAUGUUUUGAACGUGCAAGGAUUGAAGCAGCAGGAGGAACAGUUCGUGGCGGGCGGACAGCGCGGCUUGAUGGCAGUCUUGCGGUGAGUCGCAGUCUUGGUGACUUUGAUUUCAAGAGUGUCAACCGACCUGUGGCUGAGCAAAAGGUCUCAUGCUUACCAGACAUCUAUGAAGUAUCCGGACUACCAGAAGGAAGUGUUCUUCUGCUGGCGUGCGACGGCCUUUGGGACGCCAUGUCAACAGAGGAAGCGGCACAAUUCGUUCGUCAGAGGCUCCAGAACAAUCCACCAAUGGAGCUGGCUGACAUUGCACAAGAACUUGUUGACUUCAGCUUGGACGCAGAGACCCGGGACAAUGUCACCGUGCUGCUGGCACAGCUGGGUCUUGACGGUCAAGGUCAGGAAGUGAGCGAGGCUGAGGCGGAGUAGGGCUUACAGUAUCUUGCAGUCAAUCAGUCACUGCUUCACUCGGUCACCUUCACAUGCCUGAUG